Molecule: messenger RNA, 1773 nt
Organism: Leishmania braziliensis MHOM/BR/75/M2904
Lineage: Eukaryota; Euglenozoa; Kinetoplastea; Trypanosomatida; Trypanosomatidae
Exons: 1
Coding region: 1-1773 (590 amino acids)
Biological process (GO): magnesium ion homeostasis
Source: RefSeq, a predicted model, not a curated record
AUGCGACUCAAACUCCCGAUCACGUCUGGCCGUCGCGCCGCUGUGGUGCUGUCCCUGCUUCAGCUCAUUCUUGUCCUCAUCGUAGCACACGCGGCGGUGGGGAGCGCACAAAGGAUUCCCACGAACGAUAGUGAGGACGUGGUGCCGGCGGGGAAGCCAGACGAGAGCCUUGGCGCCUCUGGCUGGGUGUCGCUCAUUGUUGUCGACUCCGUCCUCUUGCUGUUUGCCGCCCUCUUUGCUGGCCUGACGCUGGCGUUGCUCGGCCUCGACACCCUUUCGCUCGAGAUUAUUGCGGACAGCGGCUCCGAGCCGGACAAGACGUACGCACAGAAGAUUUUGCCUAUCCGCCACCUCGGUAACCAGCUCCUAUGCACCCUUAUUUUGGGCAACGUCAUGGUGAACACUCUCAUCGCGCAGAUCACCGACUCGCACAUCCACGGCUGGGUGGCUACGGUAAUCUCUACCGCGCUGACAACAUUCGGUGGCGAGGUGAUUCCGCAAGCCCUCAUGUCAGCGCACGCGCUGCAGGUCGGCUCCAAGUCGGCACCGCUCGUGAAGUUCUUCGUGUUCAUCUUCUGGCCUGUCUGCAAGCCGCUGAGCAUGAUUCUUGACAAGUUCAUUGGCAAGGACCCUGGUCAGAUUUACGAGCGCAACGAACUGAAGAAGCUCAUGUUCAUGCAUGCCGCCCGCAGCGCCGAGUCCGGCAUCGGCGCUGGCGAGGUCGAUUUGAUGGUUGGCGCCAUGGAGCUGCAUGAGAAGACGGUGAUGGAGGUGAUGACGCCGGUGAGCGAUAUGCUGAUGUUAGAGGCAAAUGAGCGGCUGAACGAGGAGACGAUUCAACUCAUCUCCGACCACGGCCACAGCCGAAUCCCGGUGUACCAAACCACAAAGAACAACGUCAUUGGCGUGCUGUUCGCAAAGGACUUGCUCAUGGCCAAUCCGCAAGAGAACACGAAGGUGCUUUUGCUGGUGAAGUUCUACAACCGCCGCUGCCACGUUGUGGCCUCUGAAACAAAGUUGAUCUCGAUGCUGAGGUACUUCCAGACGGGGAAGUCGCACAUUGCCCUCGUACAAGAGGUGCAGCAGCGUCCCUACGGAGACCCGUACUACGAGGUGAAGGGUCUUGUGACCAUGGAGGACAUCAUCGAGGAGCUCAUCCACAGCGAGAUCUUUGAUGAGUACGACAUUGGCCCACAUCAAAUUCAGCACACAGCACUUGCCAAUGCCUCUAGUCUGUCAAAGCGGCAGGUCGGCCUCACAUCCAAGUGUUCGCGGCGCGUCCACCUUAACCACAACGAGCUGCGUGCUGCUGCUCUCUUUCUCUGCGAGUCUCUGUCCGAGCUCAGAAUGGAGGAUGUUUCGGCGCUGAUGCAGGGCAUGGAGGAGUGCACCACUGUGUACCGCGUCCGGGCACCAAAGGACUCACGUGGCAUGGCGGACGACGACAAGCAGAACGUGUGGCUUUAUCGUGAGGGUGUACCGUCGUCCGUGUUCACCCUCGUCGUAUCGGGUCGUGUUGAAGUUUUUGCGGGAAAAGAGCCGAUUGCGCUGGAGAUGGGCAGCUGGUCACUGCUGGCGACCGAUGCACUGUCGUCUGACCUGUUUGUUCCCACGUUUAGCUGCCGUGUUGUUCAGGACUCGACGGUCAUGCAGAUCACGCGGGAGGCCUACGUUGAGAUGCUGCUCAUUUGCAACAAUCCUGUGAGCGACACCUCGAGGACCACCUCGUCAGCAGCGAAUAUGAAUCACCGAGCGUCCCUGGAUUCCAUCUAG